Fusarium graminearum PH-1 is the source of this 7506-nucleotide messenger RNA. RefSeq lists its product as uncharacterized. The transcript has 2 exons. The record is from RefSeq and is a predicted model, not a curated record. NCBI's taxonomy places the organism in Eukaryota, Fungi, Ascomycota, Sordariomycetes, Hypocreales, Nectriaceae. The coding region runs from base 1 to 7506 and encodes 2501 amino acids. Gene Ontology annotation, molecular function: catalytic activity.
AUGUCCCAACGUCAAAGCCUUCCCAGACUCCAGGUGAUGACAAAUCUCGACUCUUCCUCCUCUCAACCUCAAGACCACCUCAUCCAAGCCAUCGCGUCAACCCUCUCCAUCCCCCUCGACGACAUCCUUCUAUUCGACUCCUUCUCCGAACUAGGCGGCGACCAGGACUCAGCUCAACAAGUCUGUCUCGCCUGUCGAAGCAAGGGUUUGGACGUGAGCGGUAAAGACAUCCUAGACUGUCCUACUCUAGCCGAGCUACAGACGCGCAUCACGCCGCGUGGGCUAAGUUUGUCGUCCUGCAGCAGCAACAGCGACGACUCUUCGGGAGGCACAUACUAUUCAUCCUAUUCCAGCGAUGAGCCGUCGACGCAGGGAGAAAGUGGUAGGGCUGCAGGGGACGACGGCGCUGUGGAGUCUAAUUUGUCGAGCUUACGGCUGUCAUUUCCCACCGUCAGCGCUGAGUCUAAUAAGUUUACAGGCCUGGGGCUAGCCUGUUGCUGCAUGGUUGUUACCCCCAGGGCAGGCCCAUUUGACGGUCAAUCAGUAGCUCUUAUUAGGAUCGACUCGGUCUCUGGAUUUUCGCCCAUCACCAACAACAACAACUUAUCACCAGCCGAGUCCCAUCUCGCAAAGUCGCAGAUUUCUCUAUUGCGCAUGGAACACGGCCCCCAGAUCUGGAUCCCAAUUGACCAGAGUCCCAACGACAAGAGGGCGCUGCAAACAUGGGUGCAGAAUAUGGAUUCGCUUACUUACAAGGAGGUCAUGAAGCUUCAGAUUCCCGCCCGCCGCAGCCGUGUCGUCACGAGAAAGAGAAGCACGCUUUCACCGAUGGAUAUCAAUGAGUUGGAAGGCUUUUGUCUCUCUCCCAUGCAGCAGCUUUAUUUUCAGGGCAACAACGACUCCAUUGAGGGAACAUGGACCAAGAGUGCCAUCCUCAAUGUCCAAGGCGGUGCGGAGCCAGCGGAUGUGGAUGCUGCUAUUGAUGCUGUCGUGGCAAGACAUUCUAUGCUCAGGGUCAGGUUCAGACAAACUGAAGGAAGAUGGGAGCAGUGUAUUUAUCCCACUGCCCCGAGUUCGUAUCAUCUCACGCACCAUGUCGAUAUCGCUGAGGAUGAGAUACGCGACUUGGUUGACGACAUGCAAGCGAGCAUCAACCCUACCAACGGACCUGCUUUUGCGGCAAUGUACGUGCAUAACCAGGAGAGACAAAUGUUGUACCUCGCAGCACACCAAUUAGCCCUGGACGAUGCAUCGUGGAAGAUUGUGUUGAGCGAUUUGGACGAACUACUUCAAAAAGGCACCCUUUUGUCCGGAGGAUCGGCAUCGUUUAAGUAUUGGACAAAAUGUCAAAGCCGACAGAUGGCGCAGAGAUUAUUCGAGCCAACACUACCCUUUGAAGUGUACUCCGCCAAUUUGGAGUACUGGGCUCUCACGCAAGAAUCCAACACAUUUGGAAACUCAUCACGCCUGUCGUUCAACCUCUCCCCCGAGCAAGCGUAUUCACUGGAACAAUCGUCCGCCCAGGUUUUGAGAACAGAUGUAUCGGAUAUCUUCCUGGCCGCCCUGCUACUAUCUUUCUGUCAAGUAUUCCCAGAGAGAAAUCUUCCGACAUUGUGGAAACGAGAGGACGGACGAGAUGGCGCGGAGAGUGAGUUCAACAUUUUGGAAACCGUCGGAUGGUUCGCUUCACUAUGCCCUAUUGGCGUUUCCAUCGAUUCGGAAACGGAUUUGAUUCAGGCUAUUAUUUUGCUCAAGGACACGCGCCGGGCUAUCCCAAGAUUUGGUGUUCCAUUUUUUACAUCUGAAUUCGCGACUAGUCAAGGCGCAUCUGCGAACGUCCCCCUCGAGAUUGUCUUCAAGUUGAACGAUACAGCGAAGCAGCUCCAGCGCCAGAAUGGUUUGUUUGAACCAGUUGCAGCCCAAAACGAAACAGCUGGUCUCAAGAGCACCACAGGACCUAAUAUUGGACGGAUUGCUUUAUUCGAAAUUUCAGCAGCGUUGGAUACAUCUGGAGCUCAAAUCGACAUUGUGUACAACAAUACUUGCAGACACCAGGACAAGAUCCAGACUUGGAUUCGGACCUUUCAACACCACGUCUUCGACGCCAUCACAAGACUACAUACUCACGAACCGCACCUCACACUCUCCGACAUUCCCCUCCUUCAAACGAGUUAUCAGUCCCUCGGCCGCCUCUGUUCAGACCGCCGCGUCAACGUCAAGGAUAUCGAGACAAUAUACCCCGUGACACCAGCCCAGCAAGAAAUCCUCAUCGCACAAGCCCAAAACACAGGAUCGUACCACUGCCACGCCGUUUACGAGAUGGCUGCUCUUCAACUCCCUUUUGAUGUCACACGGUUAUGUGAAGCGUGGGAAGUCAUCGUGUCCAACACACCGGCUUUGAGGAGUAUUUUCAUCGACGCUGUUUCACGAGAGGGUCUAUUUGAUCAAGCUGUUCUCAGGAAGAUAUCACCGAGUAUCUUGUUCAUCGAAACGACAGACCCAGAUGAUGCUGUGAUAACGUUGCCGGCGAUGAAUACCUCAUUUGGAGAACCAAGACAUCGUUUGGCAGUGUGUUAUAACCCUAUGAAGAUGAUUAUGAGACUUGACGCAAGUCAAGCAAUCUGCGACUUGCCAAGUCUUCAUCUCUUAAUAGCAGAACUCACACGCGUUUUCUCCUCGCAAAACCCUCAAGACAACUCCUCUCUGCACAACACAUAUCUUCACCACAUUUCCUCCGUCGACACAGCCUACAGUCUUGAAGUUUGGAAAAUAAGCCUCUCAAACGCAAAGCCAUGCAUCUUCCCUUCCUUAUCAUCAGCUGGGAACAGUACCUCCCACACGUGUCCCUUUGGCUUUGACAUCUCGCGAACUCAGAUCGAGUUCUUCUGCCAGCAGAACAACAUUGCUGCAGACGCUAUAUUCCAGCUUGCAUGGGCUCUUGUCCUGCGCGCAUUCGUAGGUACGCAGGAAGUUACGUUCGGAUACCAGUUCAACGCGCGCGAUGAAGACCUCCUUUGUGGAAUUACGUCUCUGGUGGGAAGUUUCGCCACGCUUUUACCAUGCUUUGUGGAUCUUUCUGCUUCACAAUCUUUGGGAGAAUGUCUUGUUUCUAUUAGCGAGACUUUUUCGAAUGCACAGAGGCACGAUAAUAUCACUUUGACGGAAAUACAGCACGCACUUGGGCUAAAGGAGAAGACACUCUUCAACACGUGUCUUUACUUUGAGACUCCAGAAGAGCUCAACACAGGUGAUGAAUUGACAGCUGUGCUGGUUACUUCUGGUCGCAAGACGGAUUGCGAUGUUAGUCUUACGCUGAUGUUUGUCGAUGAGUACCUUCGCGGGGACUUGACAUCGCCAUGCCUCUCUGCAUCACAGGUUCAAAGUGUCAUGAGUAGCUUUCACGCAGCUCUAUCCCACAUUCUCGAAAGCCCUGAUAAAGCUAUCGUUGAGGCAGAUCUUCUCACAGAUAAGGACUAUGCUUCUCUCGUCGUGCAAGACUGGGAAUUUGUUCAGCAGUCGCAAAAGGUCUCUGCUUGUUUACACGAUGUUAUUCUUCAACACAGUCUUACCAGACCUAAUGCUCCGGCUGUGUGCUCUUGGGACGGUGAUAUUACAUAUGUCCAACUCGCGACUCUUGUGCAGCGACUCAAGACAUAUCUCGUCAAUCUCGGUGUUGGACCUGGAACUGUUGUCCCUGUUGUUUUGGAGAAGAAUCACUGGGCACCUGUUAUUAUCCUCGCCGUUCUUCAAGCAGGCGCCAGUUUUGCACCACUUGAUUGUCAAGACCCUGCGACUGCAAAGUCAACAAUCGAUUACCUCAACCCGCACGUCGUUCUCGCUACAGAGACUGCAUGGAAGGAUCUUAGUACCCUGGCUAUUAACCUGGUUAUCAUCAACGAUACAUUCUUCGCCAUGCUCACACCUUAUGUGUCAGCCAUCGGCAAGGACGCUACUCCCGACCACGCAGCAUGCAUUUUUGUCACGCCCAAGAAGUCAAGGAGUAUCUUUUUCACCCACGCUUCUCUCCUAUCUACUUUCAUCGCCCAAGCCGAGCCCUUCAAACUCAACAGCGAAAGCCGCGUUCUGCAGCUCUCAGCAUUCAACGUUGAUAUCUCGCUUGUGGAAAUCCUCGGCACGCUCGUCCACGGCGGAUGUGUCUGCGUUCCUCACCCUCACGACAGAGCACACGAUGUAGCCGGUGCCAUGGCACGCAUGGACGUUACAUGGUCAUAUAUGACAAGUCUUCUCGCGCGAAAGAUCAACCCUGACGCGGUGCCCAGUCUAAGAACGCUGUGCUUUCGCACGAGAAGGCUUGAUCCCGAUACAUAUAUGCCCUGGCUGGAAGACCAUGAUGUUUUAGUCGCGUACGGCGCACCAGAUAUUUGUCCCUUGGGUAUUUCUGUAACCGCUGUCACAAAGCACAGCAAUCUUAAUGUCAUCUCACCACCAGUGACAGGCAGGUUCUGGGUCUUGAAUCCCGACAAUCCCAAGAAACUCAUGCCUGUCGGUGCAAUCGGCGAGUUAGCCAUCGACAGUCCUCUCGCCACACCUCAUCGCUUCGCCUUGGACAAACCCCUCCAAGCACCAGAAACAUAUCAGUCUACAGACGAAAAGCCGCGUGCGCGAUAUCUAAAAACAGGCCAUCGCGUACGCUACCUCGACGACGGAACAGUUCAGUUCAUUUCCAGCGUCCGCGAUGAGGUUAAAGUCGGCGGCUCAAACGUCGAUGUCGCUCAAGUCGAGCAAAUCAUGCGUCGCUGUCUCGGCACAGGUAUCGACGUGGUAGUAGACUCGAUAACCACACGCGACUCAGGGCCUUUACUAGCUGCCUUUCUAGAAUUUGGACCUCACGUAUUCCAACCGAACGAAACCCUUCGUGAUCUCAGUCCUGAAACGAGAGAAAAGACGUAUAUCGCCAAGAAAAUGUUUGAAACUGCUCUUGAGAGUUCAGCUGCCCGGGACCGUCUUCCAAGACACUGCAUACCCUCCGUCUUUAUCCCCGUCCAGUCCUUCCCCAUGUCUACCUCUCUCAAAGUCAAUCGGAGAAAACUACAGCGUAUGGUAUCCGAUAUCUCAACACACGACGUGUUACACAUGUCCCGCGUUCCCAACCCAGGCGAGAUCCAACGCAUCAUCAUCUCGCAGAAGCCUCUCCCCAUCACAGGUCCCGAGGAAACCAUGCGCGAACACUGGGCCAGCGUCAUUGGCGUUUCCGUCUCUGCCAUCAAAGGCUCCAGCAGCUUUUUUUCCGUAGGCGGAAACAAGUAUCUUGCUGCUCAGUUGGUUGUUGCGUGUCGCAAAGCCGGUCUUUACGUUUCAUUGACGGAUCUUCUCGGCGAGGCAAGUCUUACAGAGAUAUGUCGCUCGUCAGAGUCGUCUACUCGCAAACAACCAAAGAUCAAGACCCUUGCUGCGAAGAAACUAGAUAUGAGAUUCGUCAAAGAUGUCAUCGCGCCGCAACUUCACUGUUCAAGCCCAGACGUUCUCGACUUUGCAGAAGCUUCCGCACAACAAGUCCAAGCUCUAGAGCUGGGUAUGUUCAGAACCCGCGCCGACAUAGUCUGCCUCGCGCUGCGCUUCAACGGCCACGUCGACCCAUCUCGUCUCGAAACAGCGUGUAGAUCUCUUGCAAAGAUGCACGCCAUCCUCAACGUAGCGUUUGUAACGCACGAGCACCGCAUGUAUCAAGUCCACUGCGCUUCUUCCACACCUCCCUUUAUGACAAUCUCAUGCCCCCCUGCUGCUCUCGACGACGCAACGCAGAAUAUCGUCAGAGAGAACCAGAAUUUGUCUUUUGAUCCUGCAGUACCUGUUACAAAGUUUACUUUCUUGAAUGGUGAUACUCAGGGCUCGUUGAUAAUUCGUCUAAGCAAGACGCAAAUCGACGAUGUCGCUGCACAUCUUCUCAUCCACGACCUCGCAUCACUCUACGACGGAGAUUCAACACAGGAUAUUCCUCGCUCUUCAUAUCUAGACUACACACGCGCUUCGAGGGUAUCUUACCAACAAGGUCUCGAAUACUGGAACUGCCAACUAGACAACGCAAAGAUGACAAAGAUCAUCGCAUCCACCCGUCCCGUCCCUCCAGCAUCAGUAUCCGAAAUUCGGACACUCAAGCAGACAACUUCUCUAGGCCAUCUCGCCCCCUACGGAAUGACCCCCGACGCAGCUCUCAAAGCAGCAUGGGCCAUCGUCCUCUCCACCAUCUCCAGCACCCACGAUGUUCUCUUCGGCGAAGCAAUCCAAUCCUCAUCUCCGAGCCCGGACAUCAUAGGUCCCAUGUCAAACAUCCUCCCCGUCCGCGUUCAAUUUCCUCCAAGUCACAGCACGCCCCUCGACUUGAUGAACUGCAUUCAACUUCAGCGCCAAUCGCACGCGCGCCACGAAGCGUUCGGUAUUCAGGAACUCGUCAGCAAAUGCACACCCUGGCGCUCCUGCACAAGAUUCAGCACCAUUGUACAAAACUACGUCCCGGGUUUACUAGACGGGUCUUCAACAAUGAACGUCCACGGCGCAACGUUUACAUACCGCAUGAUUGAAGCGUGGACAAAGGACUUUCCAGAUCUUUUCGUCAGAUCAACCGUCGAAGCCAACGACGUCGUAACCCUCGAGAUCAAAUACUCUGAAGAACGCCUUUCACACUCUUUCGUGCAAUCAUGUCUGAGUCUUCUCGUCGCAGCUUGGGAAACGCUCACACAUCCUGAUAUGAUCCAUCAACCUAUGAUACACUCAUCCGACGAAAUCGCCCGUUCAGAGCGCAAGAUUCCCUUCCCCGCGCGCCACUCCCCUCCAGUCGAAUCCAACAUCGACAGCGCGCAACGAAAACAACUCCAGGAAUCGAUUGUUUCGGUAUGGACAAAAGUGAUUAACCCAUCACCGUCCAUCCCAAAGAACAAACUCCCCAGCACCCCCUUCUACAGCAUCUCGCAAACCAUCCUCCCCGCACACACUCUCGCUUCAGAGCUCAACAGCACACUCUCUCUAUCUCUCACAGCAGAGGACAUCCUCGCUCAUCCAAGCAUGAACGCCCAACUAGAUCUCAUAGCAGGCACACUCCCACCCAAACACACCCCCAGCAUCUUAUCCACACUCAAACCCAAACCCGCUCAAGACCGCUCUUUACGCGCCAGUCUCCGCAGCUUCAAGAACCGAAACAGCGUUCUAAGCCUACGAACGAACUGGAUAAAGACCAAGCGCGCGCCAUCAGAGAUAUCAGAUGAAACAACAGCGCCGGCUACAAUCAUGGAAGAAGUUCCCACCAUUGUGAUACCCGAGAUAGGAUCGUCGGAUACGCCUGUGAGCAUAAACAACCAUUUAGUUGAACUGGAUGCCGGACCUGUAACGCAUCUGCUAAGUCCGGUCCAGAGCGAUGAUCGGAGAAGUAGUGGUGGUUCGUCGCGGAUGAUUAUUGACGAAGUGAGUUAUACGCCUUCGCCGAGGAUGUCGACUUGGGGAAGUAGAUUUGAACUACCAAGGAGAGGAACAUCACCCAUGACUCGCAGAUGA